AUUAAUGUGCAUUUUUAAUACUUAUUUUGACUUUAUAUUCAUGCAUCCAGCAGCUUUUCUCUUCAUAUAUUUGAUUUAAAUGCACAUUAUUCAACACAUUUAGUCAUAAAAUCAUCUGAAACUAAUUGUUUGUAAAGCAGAGAGUUGUAGUUACUCUGAGCGCCGACUUUAAAUAUCAUAAAUAAGUAGAAGAAAUCACUUUAUAACAAAUUUAAGGAGAUUCAUCUUCGGCCCAGAUCGUAUUUCAUGAUGUUUUUUGGAACUCGUCCGUCGACCUUCGACCUCGAACAUCUCGUCUCGGUUCGGGCUGACCUCAGAUCUGCUGUUUGUUUGCAGUUUGUUCGAGGCCGCGGCGGAUGAGUCAAGAUGGCCGCCGGCCCGCCGGUCACGGCCGCUGUGGGGGGGCGGCGGGUUCAGACCGCGACUGGCCCGGCGGACCGAAGUGUCGCCGGCCGACUGACGCGCUCCUCGUGUCGGAGCUGAAGCUCGCGGAACGCGCCGAGGUUCUGCGGAGGAACCUCACGGUUCUCCGGAGGACGACGACCCGACUGACGACCCGGCUGGAGGAGCUGAGAGAACACGCCCAGAAACUCAUGGAGGACGUGGACCGCACCGAGCUGGACGUUGCCAUGACGAUGCGACCCUGUUCCGGGUCGUGCCGGUCGGUGCUCCCGUUCAGCGUCGGUCGUCCUGGAACCGAGGAGGAGGAGUGGGAGGAGCUUAGCCGGAGGAGGAAGGCCGCUCCGCCUCCCGGAGGCGUCCCCCGCGUGAGGCUGCAGCACGUGGUCGUCGGCCAGGCUCCGCCCCCCGACUACCGGACCAUCCCGGCGGUCCGGAGGGAGCUGCUGACCCGGUUCGAGGACAUCAAACAAAACCGGGUGGUUUUGGUGGAGGUUCUCCACCCUGAGAGCUGAGGCAUAUUUAUAUCAAUAAAUAUAUGUAUUCUGUAUAAUUAUAUAUGUAUAUAUAGAAAUAUAUAUAGAAUUAUAUAGAAAUAUAUUCUCAUCUUAAAUGCUAUUGUCCUUAAUUAUAUUACAUUUUCUAUUAAUAUAUUAUCUUAAAUAAGCUGUUUAAUAAAGAGACACAUUUAAAUACAAAUCAAUACAUGUUUGUUUUACUUGUAUUUUCACAGCUUGUUAAAUAAAAGUAGUUUGUUGUUGUUAUUAAAUAGUUCCUUGGGGACUUAAACACAUCCGUCCUCUUGCUCCAGUCAUCGAUCACAAACGUGCUUCUGCAUCAUAUGUUUUACUUUGAAGGUUUUCUCUCUCACAGUGUAAUAACAGGAAGAGAGACAGGAAGUAGUUUCCUCAAUGAGUUUAUUGAGUAGUGGAGGACAACAGCUCAAAUAAAGACACACACUUGAAUAUCAGAAGAGUUUUGAAGCUUUUCUGGUGUCUUUUAUUUUGGCGGGUUCCUGUGAGCCUCAGGCGUACGGGUUGGGG
Molecule: messenger RNA, 1442 nt
Organism: Pseudoliparis swirei
Lineage: Eukaryota; Metazoa; Chordata; Actinopteri; Perciformes; Liparidae
Exons: 3
Coding region: 357-914 (185 amino acids)
Source: RefSeq, a predicted model, not a curated record